Messenger RNA from Thelazia callipaeda (thelaziosis nematode), 567 nucleotides. Lineage: Eukaryota; Metazoa; Nematoda; Chromadorea; Rhabditida; Thelaziidae. The record is from the annotation of a GenBank genome assembly.
AUCACUGGCCAAGCCGCAUUUUAUCACUUUCCAACUAAUACUGAUCUUAGUACUUAUGAAAAUCGAUUCGUUUUAAACUGUCCACACGUUCAAGAUUCCUACUCGGAACAGAUUAAAGUACAAGUAACUUGGACCAAAGAUGAGGAAGUGUGGUUGAAAAUCAGAAAUGGUGAACUACUUCUAUCGCAUAAGCUUACUACACUAGAACGUAGAAGUGCAGGCAAGAAAUCAGUUCUACAAAUAAAAAUGAAUAAAGGUCGGUAUUCAUUUUUAUACGAUGAAGUAAAGGGUAAUUUUUCGAUGGCGAUCUCAAAGAUGAACUACAACGAAGAUUUGGGUCUCUGGCAAUGUCAUGUCAAUGUUAAUAAAAAUGGCAAAACUCAAUCUAUGACAAGUCGGAAUCGUCUAAAAUAUCGCCGGAAAAAGCUUUUUGGCACGAGGCGUAUGCAUCAUCAUAUCCAAGGAAACAAUAUAUCAAUGCUAAAUAGUGAACCCAAAUCUGAUCAACCCAUUAUCAGAACUUUCUCUCGAAAAAAACAAAAUGAUAUUGAAAUUUCUCGGUCUUAA